Messenger RNA from Capsella rubella, 1683 nucleotides. RefSeq lists its product as uncharacterized. The record is from RefSeq and is a predicted model, not a curated record. The coding region runs from base 1 to 1683 and encodes 560 amino acids. NCBI's taxonomy places the organism in Eukaryota, Viridiplantae, Streptophyta, Magnoliopsida, Brassicales, Brassicaceae. The transcript is spliced from 4 exons.
AUGGGGUCAGUUAGGACGGUUUCAAGCUACGUCUCUUUCCAUUCUCUCUUGGUGACAAAACUCAUCAAUGGGAAAAAAACUCUUCCUCUAGGAUCUAUCACUUCCUGGAAUCAAUUCAAGCAGUCGUUUCUUGCCAAGUUUUUCUCCAACUCUAGAACUGCACGCCUGCGCAAUGAGAUCUCUGGGUUCACUCAAAAGAAUAGAGAAAGGCUUUGUGAAGCCUGGGAACGCUUCAAAAGUUAUCAAUCUCAGUGCCCCCACCAUGGCUUCACCAAGGAGUCUCUCCUCAGUACUCUUUACCGGGGUGUUCUCCCAAAGAUCCGUAUGUUGCUUGACACUGCCAGCAAUGGCAACUUUCUGAACAAGGACGUCAACGAAGGUUGGGAGCUUGUUGAGAACCUAUCCCAAUCUGAUGGCAACUACAAUGAAAAUUAUGAUAGAACCAUAAGGGCAAGCACAGUUCUUGAUGAGAAGUACAAGAAGGAGAUGAAAGCUGUGAAUGAUAAGUUGGACAAGCUAUUGAUGAGCCAGCAGAGGAACAUCCAUUUCGUCUCUGAAGACGACCCUUUCCAGAUUCUGAAUGGGGAGGGAGAACAAUCUGAGCAGAUAAGUUAUGUCCAGAACCAAGGUGGAUACAAUAAGGGAUACAAUCCUUAUAAGCAGAAUCCCAAUCUGUCCUAUUGGAGCACCAAUCUUGCAAACCCCCAGGAUCAGCAAGGUUACCAACCUCCAGCAGGACCACCACCAGGAUUCCAACCUCAUCACGCUCCGCCUCCUCAGGCACCAGACCAUGACAUGAAAAACAUGUUUCAGCAACUCUUACAGGGACAAGCAAGUGGCUCCAUGAACAAUGCUAAGAAGUUUGCUGAGCUGACUCAGAGAUUGGACUGCUCAUACAAUGAUCUAAACAUGAAGAUUGAGACUCUGAAUUCCAAGAUCAAGUAUAUGGAGGGCAAAAUUGCUUCUACUUCUGCCCCAAAGCCUGGCCAACUCCCAGGAAAAGCUGUUCAAAAUCCUAAGGAGUUUUCUCAUGCCAUCACGCUGAGGAGCGAUAAAAACUUGCCUCCCAGACAAGGACCUCAAUCAGAAGUGGUACCUGAAGAAGCUCCUCAACCUGCUGAGAAACAUGCUGAAACACCUGCAACAUCCAAGGAUAAGCCUGCGAGAUACGUUCCCCCACCAUACAAACCACCUCUACCAUUUCCAGGACGAUUCAAAAAGCAGCAAGCUGAGAAGUAUAAGGCUCUAUUUGAAAAUAAAGUGAGAGAGAUUGAGUUGAAAAUGCCAUUGCUGGAUGCAUUCGCACUGGUGAAAAUGCCUUAUCAGAAAUUCCUCAAAGAUUUGGUUAUGGAGAGAACAAAAGAAGUCCAGGGAAUGCUGAUGUCGUUGUUUGUGGCUAAGCGUUUAGGAAUCACAAGAUACAAAGCAUGCAACAUAUCUCUCAUUCUAGCUGACAGAUCAGUGAGGCUCUCGCAUGGACUCUUGGAAGACUUACCAAUAAGGAUUGGUGUUGUUGAAGUUCCUACAGAUUUCGUUGUCUUGGAAAUGGAUGAAAGGCCUAAGGAUCCCUUGAUUCUCGGGAGGCCAUUCCUAGCCACUGCAGGAGCCAUCAUUGAUGUUAAGAAAGGCAAAACUGAUCUAUGCUUGGGAGAAGACUUCAAGAUGACUUUUGACAUCAAAUAG